Xiphias gladius (swordfish) is the source of this 2474-nucleotide messenger RNA. RefSeq names its product splicing factor proline/glutamine-rich (gene sfpq). Gene Ontology annotation, cellular component: nucleus. Gene Ontology annotation, biological process: regulation of DNA-templated transcription. The record is from RefSeq and is a predicted model, not a curated record. Lineage: Eukaryota; Metazoa; Chordata; Actinopteri; Istiophoriformes; Xiphiidae. The transcript is spliced from 10 exons. The coding region runs from base 178 to 2091 and encodes 637 amino acids. Gene Ontology annotation, molecular function: RNA binding.
CCAAUGAACGCGGCUGGGCGGUUCUCACUGUGCCGGAGAAAGAAAGACUCUUCCAUGCACAGCCGUUAGUCGCCAUUUUGAGAAGUUCGACCUGCGAUUACCUUUAGGAGGCAGUUGUUAGGCAAACUUAAAACGUUUUGGGUAUUUCAGUAAUAGUUUUCGCUGAUAUAAGAAUCAAUGUCUCGAUUUAACAAUAAUCGCGGCGGGAUGAAUCAGUUCCAGCCACGCAGAGGCGCUGGGCCCGGCGGGCCGAUACGGGGUGGACUAAUGGGAAACCCAAAUUUUAGGAACCAUCCCUUUCAAAAUCAGAACCAAAAUCGGAGGGGGGCGAAUAAUAACUUAACUAGACCGCCAAAUCAGGGACCACAGACGACUCCACAGAAACCACAACAGAACCAGUCGAUGCCUAUCAUCCCUCCGCCGAGUCCCGGCCCGGCUCUCACGAUGAAAGGCCCGAUGCAGCAGCCGCAGCCACAGCAGCAGCAGCAGCAGAAACCGGCUCAGCAGGAGCAACGGAAACCGACAACCCCUGCGCCUCAGCCGAAGAUUCAGUCCCCACCACCGAAACCUAACAUGAUCCCCCCUCAACCCAACCAGGCCAACAAGAACCAGAAUCAGAACCAGCAACUGAAGUCACCGGUAGGAAACGCUAACGGACAGCAGCAGAAGCAGCCUCCACAUCCGAGCCCGAAGGCCGGUCCACAGCCGGGCCAGAGGAUAGGCCCCCAACAAGGCCAGAGGCCAGGGCCGCCGGAUAUGAAGCCCAAACUGGAGCGCGAUGAGCCGGAGAAAAGGGCCACAAACCCGGUUGCAGCGGGGUCAGGCGGGAACGUGCCACAGCAGGGGUUUAAGGCACCGCUGUCCAUGCUGCUGAAACCCGGUGAGAAGACAUACACGCAGCGGUGUCGUCUGUUCAUCGGUAACCUGCCCAGCGACAUCACCGAGGAACAUUUCAAGAAACUGUUUGCAAAAUAUGGGGAGCCAAGCGAGGUCUUCAUCAACAAAAGCAAAGGCUUUGGUUUCAUCCGAUUGGAGUCCCGUGCACUUGCAGAGAUAGCAAAGGCAGACUUGGAUGACACACCAAUGAAAGGCAGACCUCUGCGUGUCCGGUUUGCCACACACUCUGCAGCCCUGUCUGUGAAGAAUCUGUCACCGUUUGUUUCCAACGAGCUCCUGGAAGAAGCGUUCUCACAGUUUGGAAUGGUCGAGAGGGCCAUUGUCAUUGUAGAUGAUCGUGGGCGUUCCACAGGCAGGGGCAUUGUUGAAUUUGCGUCCAAACCUGCUGCCAGAAAAGCCCUGGACCGGUGCAAUGAGGGCGUAUUCCUGCUCACCACGUCACCCAGGCCUGUUAUUGUUGAGCCUCUGGAGCAGUUUGACGAUGAAGAUGGUCUCCCAGAGAAAUUGGCACAGAAGAACCCCAGAUAUCAAGCAGAGCGUGAGGAACCUCCUCGAUUUGCUCGCCCAGGCACUUUCGAAUUUGAGUACUCGAAGCGCUGGAAGUCGCUAGAUGAAAUGGAGAAGCAGCAGAGGCAGCAGGUGGAGAAGAACAUGCGUGAGGCCCGUGAGAAGCUCGAAAGUGAGAUGGAGGAUGCCUAUCAUGAGCACCAGGCUAAUCUCCUCCGACAAGAUCUACUGAGGCGCCAGGAGGAGCUGCGGCGCAUGGAAGAGUUGCACAGUCAGGAGAUGCAAAAGAGGAAGGAGAUGCAACUCAGACAAGAGGAAGAGCGACGCAGACGGGAGGAGGAGAUGCUUCGUAAGAGGGAGAUGGAAGAACAGAUGCGCCGUCAACGUGAGGAGAACUACAGGAUGGGCAACUUCAUGGAUAGGGACAGGGAAAUGAGAAUGAAUCCCAGUGGAGCUUUGGGCAUGGGUGAUAUGCCCUUUGGUGCAUCCAACCAGAAGUUCCCCAUGAGCGGAAUGGGCUUUGAGGGACAGCAGGGAAUGGGAUCGUCCUCAGGAGGCUUGAUGGGCAACGAAAUGCGCAAUGAGCGCUUUGCCCAGGGUGGUCCUAGGGGAAUGGGUCCUGGUAACCCCGGGUACGGCAGGGUCCGUGAGGAGUUUGAUGGUCCGUCUAAGAAACCCCGUUUUUAAAUCCUGCUUUUUUGAUGCUCCCAGCAGCAACAUAUGUAUAGAUUCUCCAAAACAAACAUGUUGAGUCGCAUUUCUUGUAUUUAAGUUUAAGUUUCAAUUGUUGCUGCAUUUUAGCCUGACAAUUUGCUCAUUUUAUGACAAAGUCAAUAUUUUCAUUUUUUUAUUUUGUAUUGUCAGUAGUAUGGAAAGGUAGGUCACCCUCAUGUGAUCCGUUAGUUCUUUCUGACCCAUGUACAAUUUUCUUUUCUAGAUGUAUUAUGCUCUGUGAGUCGUCGUGAAGUGAUACUUGUAACAUUUUUCUCAACUUUCUAUGGCUGUGUUUUGUGCCAUACAUUUGGAGUAAAAGCAUGUAUUAUAAUAAAGACAAAUUGGUUCUAUCAGGA